UUGGUUGAAUCGUGUUCUCGUCGUUCUUGUUCAGCAGAGCUGCUCUCGUCGCUCUCAUUCCUCAGUAUCUCGCGGCCUCCGGGACUCCGCUAGUCUGCCGCUCGUUACUCCCUCCCUCACCCUCACUUAAUUGCUGGCACCGCUGCCUCUCCCUCACACACACUCCGCUUCUUCCGGUUCUGCCUCUCAGCGCUCUAGCUCUCAUCUUUUUGGUUCAAUCGCCGACUCUCUGCUGCUACUUUCCCUCUCGGCCCAUCCUAUUUUGACUUUUCGUUCGCUCCGUCCUCAUUCCUCAAAACCUUAGCUUUCACUCUUCAUUUAUCUCGCUGUUCUCCCUCCCUUCGAUCAUCAACGGCAUUUCUCCCUCUCAGUGCCGCCUCUUUGCUCAUUGCCUUUACACUCAUCUCAACAGGGAAUUUCUGUUCAUUGUGGCUUUGAUGAGCACUGUAUACAGCUGUUAUAUACGCAUCUGUAUCUAGUCCCAAAAUUUUCCAAGGUGAUGGAUAUGACAUAGUUGUUUGCUAGGAUGGAAUGAAAGAGAACAAUGAAGCCAAAGAGUAUGUUUUCGUUGAUGGCUGAUAAUGAUAGAUAGGUUGACUGAGGGUAAUUUGAAUUGAAAUGUUGGGCGUAUGACAAGUGUCCCUAUCUAAGUGGCUAGUCUAUUGCAAGUGGGCAAUUCCAGAAGGUUCUGGAUAUCUUGUGGAUGAUUGGUCUAAGCUGCAUGUUAAUGUGAGGAAAAAAAGAUGACGUGGGGAGAGGAAAUUUUGAACACUAUCAUUUAAUUUAAAUUCAGGAGUGAUAUGUUUUUUGAGUGGGACAAAAAGUAUGGCAUUGACUUCUAACUACUAUUGUGCAUUGCUGAAGCAUUGUUGUGAAGCUCGGAAUCUCACCCAGGUGAAGAAGCUCCAUUGCCAUAUCAUCAAAACAUUGAAAACCCCAGAAACGUUUUUGUUAAACAAUCUCAUAAGUACCUAUGGCAAACUUGGCAAUAUCAUUUAUGCAAAGCAAGUGUUUGAUCAAAUGCAUGAGCCAAAUCUCUUCUCAUGGAAUUCCAUCCUUUCUACUUAUUCAAAAUCGGGUAAAAUUGCUGAGAUGCAAGCUGUUUUCAAUAGAAUGCCAAGCCAAGAUGUUGUGUCAUGGAAUUCACUUAUUUCUGGGUAUGCUGGAAUUUCCAUUGUUGACUCAGUGAAGGCUUAUAAUUUAAUGUUAAAGGAAGGGUCCAACAAUUUAACUCGGAUUACGUUCUCUACGAUGCUUAUACUUGCUUCAAGUCAUAGGUGUGUUAAUUUGGGACGGCAGAUUCAUGGGCACAUUGUGAAGUUUGGUUUCCAGUCCUAUGUUUUUGUUGGAAGUCCUUUGGUGGAUAUGUACUCAAAAUCCGGCUUCAUUUUUUGUGCAAGGCAGGCUUUUGAGGAGAUUCCUGAGAAGAAUAUGGUUAUGUUCAAUACUAUGUUAACUGGGCUGCUACGAUGUGGUAUGAUUAGUGAUUCGAGGCAAUUAUUUUAUAAUAUGCAGGAAAAAGAUUCUAUUUCUUGGACCACAAUGAUCACAGGCUUUGCGCAAAAUGGUUUAAAUAAAGAGGCAAUUGAUUUAUUCAGAGAGAUGAGAUUAGAAAAUUUUGAGAUGGACCAAUACACAUUUGGAAGUGUGUUAACUGCUUGUGGAGGUCUUCUUGCCUUGCAAGAGGGCAAGCAAGUUCAUGCUUAUAUAAUUAGGACUGACUAUAAGGAUAAUAUAUUUGUAGGUAGUGCUCUUGUUGACAUGUAUUGCAAGAGUAAGAGCAUAAGAUCAGCAGAAACAGUUUUCAAGAGGAUGACCUUUAAGAAUGUUGUAUCCUGGACUGCAAUAUUGGUAGGUUAUGGACAAAAUGGUUACAGUGAGGAAGCUGUUAAAAUCUUCUGUGAUAUGCAAAAAGAUGGAGUCAAGCCAGACGAUUUCACUCUUGGCAGUGUAAUUAGUUCCUGUGCCAACCUUGCCAGCAUAGAAGAGGGUGCCCAGUUUCAUGGUAGAGCUCUGAUUACAGGCCUACUUUCCUUUAUUACUGUUUCCAAUGCUCUCGUUACAUUAUAUGGCAAGUGUGGAAGCAUUGAAGACUCCCAUAGGCUUUUUAGUGAAAUGAGGGUCAGUGAUGAAGUCUCAUGGACUGCCCUGGUUUCUGGAUAUGCCAAGUUUGGCAAAGCCGAUGAAACAAUCAGGUUAUUUGAAAGCAUGUUAGCCCAUGGCUUGAAACCCGAUGGAGUUACUUUUAUUGGGGUUCUUUCUGCUUGCAGUAGAGCAGGAUUAGUAGAGAAAGGAAAACAAAUAUUCCAAUCAAUGAUUGAAGAACACAGGAUUGUACCAAUUCAUGAUCAUUAUAGCUGCAUGAUUGACCUCUACAGUCGAGCUGGGAAGUUAGAGGAAGCACGGAAUUUUAUAAACAAGAUGCCUUUCUAUCCUGAUGCAAUUGCUUGGGCAACUUUAUUGAGCUCAUGCAGAUUCUAUGGAAACAUGGAAAUUGGCAAAUGGGCAGCUGAAUCGCUUCUGGAGUUGGAGCCACAUAAUACGGCAAGCUACAUCUUGCUUUCAAGCAUCUAUGCUGCAAAAGGAGAAUGGGAGGAAGUUGCCAAACUGAGAAAAGGAAUGAGGGACAAGGGACUAAGAAAAGAACAAGGAUGUAGCUGGAUCAAAUAUAAGAAGAGAGUGCACAUUUUCUCUGCUGAUGAUCGGUCAAGUCCAUUUUCAGGUCAGAUAUAUGCUGAGCUCGAGAAACUAAACUACAAAUUGUUGAAAGAGGGAUAUGUUCCUGAUAUGAAUUCUGUUCUCCAUGAUGUUGAGGAUUCAGAAAAAAUUAAGAUGCUUAAUCACCAUAGUGAAAAGCUUGCUAUAGCCUUUGGGUUGAUAUUUAUUCCUCCAGAUCUCCCCAUACGCAUAGUUAAAAAUCUGAGGGUUUGUGGGGAUUGCCACAAUGCCACUAAGUAUAUAUCUAAGGUCACCCAGCGGGAAAUUCUUGUAAGAGAUGCUGCUCGGUUCCACUUAUUUAAAGAUGGAACCUGCUCAUGCGGAGAUUUCUGGUGACUGGCUUGAUUCUCACAUCCAUUUACCCUACAUUUAGAGGACUUUAUUUUGAAAAGUGAUGAAAAAUGCAGGAGUCAUUGUGAAUUGGUUUAUGAGAUCACCUUUCGAUAGAUGAAUGGAAUUGCCUUUUAUGCAUCUUUUAAACUGCCAAACUACAGCUAAGGUCCCUACUAUAGAUCUAGAGUUUUUGGCCAUCUUGAUUUGAGAAGGAGGAGACUCAACAAAUACAAAAUGUAUGACUUGUCAGCAGUCAUUAGAAGCAUUUUUUGUAGCAGCUGCUCAAUUGCCAAUAAUUUAACCAGAAAAGCCAAAUGACGCAAAGUUGAGAAGAGUCACUUGGUUAAUUCAUAUUUAAUUUCCUCAUCUUAUUUAUGUUGUGGUUCAGAAGAUUUAGUAAAAGAGAAUCUUAGAAGAGGAGCAACAAUGACAUGGUGCAAAGAAACCAAUGACUGUUACCUGCAAUUGAGUACAAAUCUCGAUGACUUCAGCUAUGGGUGCCCAAUCACCAAAGUUCCUCUCUAUAAACUGUUGUCAAAUAUACCCUGGUCGUCGGAGACAGAGGAUGACAGCUGGUUGAUCUCGCCACAGUUCUAAAGCCUUCAUUGGAGGUGUAUUUGUUUUCACCAAUGGUUCCAUUCCAAUCUUAUACUCUGGAGCUAGUUUCUGCACUGAUAUAUUUUCGAUAGCAGCAUAUGGAGCUACUUGGUCAAUGACAGGAGGAGCUUGUACACAGCCACAUGCUCUAGGCUCAGCUGGCCCUGCAGCUACAAUCCCUUUAAAGAUGUAUCCAUCUUUAAUCUUUAAAUCAGCCAUUGAUUGCUCAAGUGAUUUAUCAGAAGUUGUAUUACUCCUUAAAUAAGAUCUUUUCAUACCAUUAGAGCUGUAAGAUGCAUGACUCUUGGGGAUACUAUCAUCUCUAUAAAAUAUGCUGGAUCUUUUCCUGGUAGGAAUUGCACGUAGUUUGAAAGAAUCAUCACAUCUAGUUCUGUCCACAAAACGGGCAAUAUGGCCUCGUUUCAUGUCAAACUGGGCUGAAAGAUCCAUGCUGCUGAAGUUAAGGAGUUCAGGGAGAUAUUUUCCAGAUGCCUCCAUCUUCUCUGCGUAUUUCAUCAAUCCACGUUCAUGCAGGUAUGACCUCAAUCCAAGUGCAUCCUGUGGUGGGGUGGGAAAGAAGACACUUAGAACGCACAAGUUGAAGUGACUGCCAUAUAUGAUACUUAAUUAGUUGAAAAGAUCAUUCAAAUGUUGUUAUAAUUACUCUUGAUUUGUUGUGGAUGAAAGCUGAUAAAUAAGAUAUCCCCAUUUUGAACAAAGUAACACUUAAAUGAUAAAAUCAUUGUUGACAUAUAGGUUUCUGUGGAGGAUGAUGAUGAAAAUUGAUAUGGGAAACUGACCUUUUGCUGUUGUG
Molecule: messenger RNA, 4462 nt
Organism: Prosopis cineraria
Lineage: Eukaryota; Viridiplantae; Streptophyta; Magnoliopsida; Fabales; Fabaceae
Product: putative pentatricopeptide repeat-containing protein At1g68930
Exons: 5
Coding region: 826-3054 (742 amino acids)
Biological process (GO): RNA modification
Molecular function (GO): protein binding; RNA binding; zinc ion binding
Source: RefSeq, a predicted model, not a curated record